Molecule: messenger RNA, 3665 nt
Organism: Drosophila ficusphila
Lineage: Eukaryota; Metazoa; Arthropoda; Insecta; Diptera; Drosophilidae
Gene: Rel
Product: nuclear factor NF-kappa-B p110 subunit
Exons: 2
Coding region: 656-3568 (970 amino acids)
Biological process (GO): response to cytokine; canonical NF-kappaB signal transduction; regulation of DNA-templated transcription
Cellular component (GO): cytoplasm
Molecular function (GO): DNA-binding transcription factor activity; protein binding; DNA binding
Source: RefSeq, a predicted model, not a curated record
UCACGCGUUCAUCUUUCAAAACAGCUGACCGCGAAGUUGCCAGCUUUUUCAGUUUGAGGACCGUGGCAACUUUGGGGCUGACGUGAUUAUUUAAGUGUUGAAUUAAGAAAUUUGAAUUAAUUACGUGAAUUGUACUUGCCGUGAAAAGCUGACCCGAAAGCUCAGCGCAGAUAGCUUAAACCUGUUAUCAGCCAGGGAGCGUUUCGCUGUAUUUUUACUUGUUUUGGUGCCAGUGCUUCGCUCAUUUUCGAUCCAACAGCGGCCCACUAAAGUUCCCCGAUUUGCUGCGCUGAUAUUUCACAUACAUAUGUAUAUGUGUAUCUUACUCAGAAACUAUAUUGGUGUGCGAGUGUAGUGUGUGAUUUUGCUGUGUAAACAACACCCGCGAAUCCAGAAUUCCGCGUAUAUAUAUAGUAUAGCGAGUAAAAAAAUCACACAGAACGUGGGGCCUGAAAAACCCGUGAGUCAUCACGACGUGGCCCCAGCAGAUAAUUUCCCGUGCGACGGAACAUCGGGGAAGUACCUAAAACGAAUGGUCAACGAGCCGAUUCGACGAAGCUCGUUUCGAUCAUUAGCGUUUUGCUCUCCGAGGGCAGCGGUUCAGUUUUCGACUUGUUAAGACGCAAUUAAACGGAACUUUCGGAUACAAACGAUCAUGAAUCAGUACUACGACCUGGACAAGGGCAAAAAUAUAAUGUUCCUGAACGACGCGUCCAGUACCAGUGGUUACAGCAGCGGGAACUCACCCACCUCCACCACCCAGUCCUUGUCCCCCGCCCACUCGCCCGAAACGAUGGCGCUACAAACGGACUUCGCCAACUUGAACUUGCCAGCCGGAAACUCACCACAGCCUCCACCGCCAUUGUUGAAUCCACCAUACCAGCAUCAGCUGUUGAACAACGGCGCUCUGUGCCAACUGGAUGCAAGUAAUUUGAUUAAUUCCACUGGCGUGGUGAACGCCACGAAUUUUGGCACCAUGUACAUGGAUCACCAGUACUAUGUGCCUUCCUCGGCUGUGGAGCCUCCUGGUCAGCACUUUGGAUACCAUCAGAACGGCCUGAGCAGCGGCGGCGGUGGCAAACACGUGCCACACCUGAGGAUUGUGGAGCAGCCGGUAGAAAAGUUCCGGUUUCGGUACAAGAGCGAGAUGCACGGAACACACGGAUCUCUCAAUGGCGCCAACUCGAAGAGGACACCGAAAACCUUCCCGGAAGUCCAACUGUACAACUACGACGGACCCGCAGUCAUCCGGUGCAGUUUGUUCCAAACCAAUCUGGAUAGUCCCCACUCCCAUCAGUUGGUCGUGCGCAAAGACGAACGAGAUGUCUGUGAUCCGCACGAUCUGCACGUGUCCAAGGAUCGUGGUUAUGUGGCCCAGUUCAUCAACAUGGGCAUCAUUCACACUGCCAAGAAGUUCAUCCGCGAUGAGCUUUUCAAAAAGAAGCAGGAUCGAUUGGUUUUUCAGAUGAAUCGGCGGGAGUUGUCCACCAAACAGAUUCAGGAGCUCCACCAGGAGACAGAGCGGGAGGCAAAGGACAUGAACCUCAACCAGGUGCGUCUUUGCUUUGAGGCCUUCAAGAUCGAGGAUAAUGGGACUUGGGUUACACUCGCCCCACCCGUUUACAGUAAUGCGAUUAACAACCGCAAGUCGGCCCAAACCGGAGAGCUGCGCAUUGUCCGGUUGAGCAAGCCCACAGGCGGAGUUAUGGGCAACGACGAGCUUAUAUUGCUGGUGGAGAAAGUCAGCAAAAAGAACAUCAAGGUGCGUUUCUUCGAGGAGGACGAGGAUGGCGAAACUGUAUGGGAGGCGUAUGCCAAGUUCCGCGAAUCGGAUGUCCACCACCAGUAUGCCAUUGUGUGUCAGACGCCUGCGUACAAGGAUAAGGAUGUGGAUCGCGAGGUAAACGUGUCCAUUGAGUUGAUUCGUCCCUCCGACGACGAGCGUUCCUUCCCACCACUUCCCUUCCGGUACAAGCCACGGGACGCCAUUGUGUCCAGGAAACGCCGACGCACCUGCUCCUCGGCGAACAGCAGCAGUUCCGGUAAUGUUAGCUCCAACAAUUCCCUGGAUCUGCCAAAAACGUUGGCUAUGGCGCAACCGCCGAACGGAUUGCCCAACUUUUCACAACAUGACCAGACAAUAAGUCAAGAGUUUGGACGCGAAACGCAUCUCGAUGAUUUGAUCAACUCAGAAAAUUUCCGCAAACUCAUAGAAAACAACUCUGAAGACCUGGAGAAAAUUUGCCAGCUGGACAUGGGCGAGUUGCAGGCCGAUGGCCAUGGACGAUCUGAAAUGUCGACGGGCCGAAGUCUCACCACUAAGUACUUGAAUGCAAUAUUCAAGAUCUUCGAUCAGGACCGUCGAACGGCGGCGGAGUCGUCGCGUCGUCGAGUCGAGGAGUUGUUUACAGAUCACGCUCUUAAUAACGACAAUAAUGACACGCUUCUGCACGAGGUGAUCAGCUAUAAAAAGGACAACUUAAAGUUGGCCUUUAAAACUCUACAGGUGAUGAACUUUUUCAAGUUGAGGGAGUUGGUCAACAGCGCUUUGAAUGCAGACGGGGACAGUGCGCUGCAUGUCGCCUGCCAGCAAGAUCGGCCGCACUACAUUCGCCCUUUGUUGAGCCUGGGCUGCAGUCCCAAUCAGCAGAACCACGCGGGUAACACCCCACUGCACUUGGCCGUUAAGGAGGAGCGCAUUAACUGCGUGGAGAGCUUCCUGAACGGUAUGACCAACGUACGAUUAGAUCUGUCGCUGAAGAACGACGACGGGCUGACUCCUCUGCAUAUGGCCAUCCGGCAGAACAAGUACGAUGUGGCCAAGAAGCUGAUCAGCCACGAUAGGAGCUCGAUGAGUGUGGCCAACACAAUGGAUGGUAACAAUGCUCUGCACAUGGCCGUGUUGGAGCAAAGUGUAGAGCUGCUGGUGCUGAUUCUGGACGCCCAGGGACAGAACCUAAACGACAUCCUGCAGGCACAGAAUGCAGCUGGCUAUACACCGCUGGAAUUGGCCAGGUACAAGGCCAACGAGAGGGUGGUGCAGCUGCUGGAGAAGGUUUAUCCGGAGAAGAGUGAGCUCGCCAUGACCUGGAUUCCACGCAAGGUAAAGGAGGAGAUCGACUCAUCUUCGGACGAGAGCAGCGAUGCUGGUCAGCUAGAGAUUAAGUCCGAGGAUAUGGAUAUCAAAACUGAGGACUGCGACUCCGUAGAGUUGGAUUUAAGCAGCGGGCGUCAUAGACGAGAAGAGGAAAGCAGUGGAGACACCGAAAUGAUGUCGGAUCCGCGGCACAAACUGCAGCUGCGGCUGAGGGACAAAUCCAUUUACAACCAGCUCAGCUCCCUGCUGAACAAACCAGUGGAGCACGGACCGGAUGGCCAGCUGCCGAAGUGGAAGCUCCUUGCCCGCCAAUGCCAGUUAGAGCAGUACACCUUCCUGUGGCUGGAUGCCGACGGACUGUUGGAUCACAUUAAGGACAAUGCUUCCAGUGCGGAAAUCGCCGCAUUUGGACGCGCCUUACAUACGAUCGACCCGCAGGCGCACGCACUUUUGGAUCGAGAUUUAUUAUAGACCUUAGGUUACUUCUCCCCAUAUACACCCCAUCCGACUUUCAUAAAGCUUAAUUUUGUAUUGAACAUGUUGAUCAAUAAAAGUACCUUAGAUUGUA